UCAAUAAAAAAAUAAUAGAAGAAGGCCAAUUCGAACAACGAACGCAAUGCAUAGUCUCUCGUGGUUUCUGCUCGUCAUUGGAUUGUCCGUAGGGUUGAGUAACGCAAAGUGGAAUGAGAAAAACGCUGUCUUCUUUAAGAAUUCUCUUGGUCGGAACAAAGUCUUGAAAGUAAAUUGCAUAUCAAAUGACGACAAUCUAGGCUUCCACUUUUUGCGUCCUGGAGAAACCUACGAUUUUAGUUUCCACGAUAGUCUUUUCAAAUCAGAAUUCUAUUGUGACCUAUGGCAAGGCCCUGAUUUCAAGUUGCAUGCAUCAUUUAUGGCAUAUGAAGGUGGUGGUUUCAUAGUUCAUUAUGGUAAAAAGAACUUUUGGGAUGCUAGAGAAGACGGGAUCUAUUUCACCCAUGGCCAAAAAAUGCCCAAGUUAGAGUAUAAGUGGAAAUAAUAAUUAACCACUCAAAAAAAGAUGGAAUUUAACUCAUCUUUUUGUUUUAUUUAGGUGGGCUGCCUGUAGCAAUACAUCCUUACUAUAGCCGUUCAAUUCAUAUUGUAUAUCUUGCUCUUUCAACUUUUAUAUGUAAAUGUAUCUUAUUAUAUUCCCUCCGUUUCAAAAUGUAAGAUAUUUUGACAUUUUUUUUUUUCAAAAUGUAAGACGUUUUGUUAUCCCAAUGUAAAAUAAUAAUAAAAGAAUUCAAAAGCAA
Arabidopsis lyrata subsp. lyrata is the source of this 701-nucleotide messenger RNA. Its product is annotated as S-protein homolog 8. NCBI's taxonomy places the organism in Eukaryota, Viridiplantae, Streptophyta, Magnoliopsida, Brassicales, Brassicaceae. The transcript has a single exon. The record is from RefSeq and is a predicted model, not a curated record. Bases 47 to 445 code for a protein of 132 amino acids.